Molecule: messenger RNA, 523 nt
Organism: Racocetra persica
Lineage: Eukaryota; Fungi; Glomeromycota; Glomeromycetes; Diversisporales; Gigasporaceae
Source: the annotation of a GenBank genome assembly
AUGCAAAAAUCCGUUGGGAAGUGGGAAUAUAAAACCGCAUUUGCCGGUCCUGCUAGUAUAUCACAAAAAGAACCCCCCAAGAAGUUGUCACGGCAAGCUCGAGCCCGAAUUAAUAAAAAACGUCAGGAAGAGGAACAAAGCACAAUCUUACCAGAAGAACAUAACUCAGCAGUAUUAAUUCCUGACAUCGUACUACCAUCGAGGUCAAACAUUAUUUUUAAUCCAAACCGGCAUCGCAUCCAGCAAGCUACUUGUAGACUAUGCACUCAGGACAAAAUAUAUUAUAUUGAAAAGGAGUGGACAAGUACCCCCUUAUGCCCAUCAGAUCGCGAAUCAAAUGUAAGUAUUAAGACUCAAUAUGAGAUUUCCACGAAGAGCUUGUUAGUGGAGACUCUUAUCAGAGAAGCGAAAAUGAACAAUAAUACCCUCGAAUUAUUUGAGAUCCCCUCCGACUUUUUGAUAAUAGUAAAUAGGGAUAUUAUUAAUCCUAAUAAUUUUCAUAAUAAAGAAACUAGUGUGUCUA